AUUCGAUCUUUCUUCUUGACCAUACCAAUCAUACCAAUCAAUCCAAUACCAAUUCCAACAAAAAUGAAUAUUUUUGCAAAUGAAGCAACACAAGAACGUGCAGAAAAUGCUAGACUUGCUUCGUUUGUUGGUGCAUUAGCAUUAGGUGAUUUAGUUAAAAGUACAUUAGGACCCAAAGGAAUGAAUAAGAUUUUACAUUCGACUACAACAGGUGAUAUCACAGUAACGAAUGAUGGAGCGACGAUUUUAAAAAGUAUUCCACUUGAUAAUGCAGCUGCUAAGAUUUUAGUUAAUAUUAGUAAAGUUCAAGAUGAUGAAGUUGGAGAUGGUACUACUAGUUGUUGUGUUCUUGCUGCUGAAUUAUUAAGGGAAGCGGAGAAACUUGUGACUACGAAUCGGAUACAUCCUCAAACUGUUGUGGAAGGUUAUAGAAUUGCAAGUCAAGUGGCACUUAAAACUUUAGAAUCCCAUGCUAAAGAUCAUUCAUCAGAUCCAGUUGCAUUUCGAAAAGAUUUAAUUAAUAUUGCCAAAACUACAUUAUCGUCAAAAGUGCUUGCAGCAGAUAAAGAAUAUUUUGCAAAUUUAGCCGUAGAUGCAGUUUUAAGACUUAAAGGUUCUACUGAUUUAGAUCAUAUUCAAAUCAUUAAAAAAGCUGGUGGUCAACUUACUGAUUCUUAUCUUGAUGAGGGUUUUAUCUUGGAAAAGAAAAUCGGAACUAACUGUCCAAAACUCAUGACGAAUGCCAAAAUCUUAAUUGCCAAUACAUCUAUGGAUACGGAUAAGGUUAAGAUUUUCGGUGCUCGGAUUCGAGUAGAUGGAACAUCGAAACUAGCUGAACUUGAACGAGCUGAAAAGGAAAAGAUGAAAGCUAAAGUAGCUAAAAUCAAAGCACAUGGGAUCAAUUGUUUUGUAAAUCGACAGUUGGUUUACAAUUACCCUGAAUCUUUAUUUGCAGAAGCAGGGAUCAUGUGUAUCGAACAUGCUGAUUUUGAAGGAGUGGAACGAUUGGCCUUAGUGACGGGUGGUGAGAUCACCAGUACGUUUGAUCAACCUGAUCAAGUGAAACUUGGACAGUGUGAUCGGAUUGAAGAAGUGAUGAUUGGUGAGGAUGUACUCCUAAAAUUCUCAGGUGUAGCAGCAGGAGAAGCAUGUACAGUAGUGAUUCGAGGAGCCACAGCUCAAAUGAUCGAUGAAGCUGAAAGAUCAUUACAUGAUGCAUUAGCAGUUCUUUCACAAACUGUUAAAGAGACUCGGAUCACGUUUGGUGGAGGAUGUGCAGAGAUGUUGAUGGCAAAUGCAGUAGAUGAUGAAGCUAAACUGACAAAAGGGAAAAAAGCAAUUGCGGUUGAAAGUUUUGGUCAUGCUUUAAGACAAUUACCUACCAUCUUGGCUGAUAAUGCUGGAUAUGAUUCGGCUGAAUUGGUUUCUCAAUUAAGAGCGGCUCAUUAUGCUGGACAAUCUGAUAUGGGACUUGAUAUGUUUAAUGCAAGAAUUGCAUCUAUGGAAGAAUUAGGAGUGUUUGAAUCGUAUAAAUUGAAGAAACAAGUGGUCUUAUCUGCAAGUGAAGCAGCUGAGAUGAUCCUUAGGGUAGAUGAUAUCUUAAGAUCGACUCCUAGAAAACGAGAAGGACGUUGAACAACAGAAGAAGAAGCAGAAGCAGAAGAAGUAGAAGAUUGGUUUGGGUUUAAAAGAUGGUUUACAUUUGAAAAAGAUGAUCAAGUUUUGAAAUUUUGAUUGGUUUGAUUUGUUUACAUAUAUACAUAUGAAUAAUUGAAAUCAAAAGAAAAACAAACAAAUUGUAUGAAUUACAUGUCUUUUGUUUUUCUUAAAGGAAUUUAAUUCGACAACACUUGGUAUUAAAAUUGAUUAUAAUGUGUUUGAGAAGAAUGAAUUGAUACGAAUGUGAUCUUUGCGAAUGUUUAAAGAUUGAUCAAUUUAAAGUGAUC
Melampsora larici-populina 98AG31 is the source of this 1946-nucleotide messenger RNA. RefSeq lists its product as uncharacterized. Gene Ontology annotation, molecular function: ATP-dependent protein folding chaperone; ATP binding; ATP hydrolysis activity. Bases 64 to 1635 code for a protein of 523 amino acids. Lineage: Eukaryota; Fungi; Basidiomycota; Pucciniomycetes; Pucciniales; Melampsoraceae. Gene Ontology annotation, biological process: protein folding. The transcript is spliced from 11 exons. The record is from RefSeq and is a predicted model, not a curated record. Gene Ontology annotation, cellular component: cytosol; chaperonin-containing T-complex.